Effrenium voratum is the source of this 789-nucleotide messenger RNA. The record is from the annotation of a GenBank genome assembly. Lineage: Eukaryota; Dinophyceae; Suessiales; Symbiodiniaceae.
AUGCAGGGAUGCGGUGUCGAAUCUGGCCCACUUGGUGGGCAUCCAGGCUGCGGCGGAGGAUACACGCCUAGCUGCAGCUCUGGCGGGGGCCAAGGCGCUUGCAACGCGUGCGGUAGCGGCGGUGGCUAUGGCGCUUGUACCAGUGGCUGCGGCGGUUGCUGCGGCGGUGGCUGCGGCGGCUGCUGUGGCGGCUGCUGUGGCGGCUGCGGUGCCUGCGGCUGCGGUGCCUGUGGCGGCUGCGGGUGCGGCUAUGGCGGCUGCGGCGGCGGCUGCGGCGGCUGCGGCUGCCGAGGUUGCGGCUGUGGAGGUUGCGGCUGCGGAUGCGGUGCGUGCGGCUGCAACGGCAGCGCAGGCGGAAGAGGUGGCUGCAACUUGCCGAGCGCAUUUCUGGCGGGCGCCUUCAAAACAUCGCCGAAGCCCGCGCCGCCAGGGCCCUUGGGCGUGCCUCCGGGCGCCGGUUCUGUGGCGAACAAGGCCAAGGCAAAGGAGGAUCUGCCGACGAGCUCCGAGGUCAAAGUCUGCGAGAAGACGGAUGACGGGCAAGUCCUGAGCUUGGACGAGAUGAUCAAGCGCGCAGGGGAGAAGGUGAAGAAAGCCGGCGGCUUGCAGGCCAUCGGCUACGGGGCCACCAGAGGUCGACCCUACCAGCCGGGGAGGCCAUCUACUCACGAUGUGAUCGCGCAUCCCUACAAGAAGCCGGAGAAGGAGGAGGACGAGGGCGCUGGCGCGAACGCGAGCGGCGAAGGCCGCUACAGCGGAGGCAUGGGCAGCAUGGGCCAGCUCUACUGA